Messenger RNA from Marchantia polymorpha subsp. ruderalis, 2474 nucleotides. The record is from the annotation of a GenBank genome assembly. NCBI's taxonomy places the organism in Eukaryota, Viridiplantae, Streptophyta, Marchantiopsida, Marchantiales, Marchantiaceae.
GUGCCGGCAGUCGGGCCGCGCUCGAGGAAACGAGUCCGCGCGAGGCAGAACAAGUUCGCGGAGCGCAUCCGAGCGAUCCAAUUGUUCGAGCGGCGCAGGAGCGGAAGGAGGGAUCGCGAGGGGCGCUGUGAUGGAGCAGGGGCUGGAGUGCCGAGGGUGGUGGCAGAGGUUGGAAUUUGUUGCGGCCGUGGCGAGCUUGGCCGUGGCCUCGGUCUUGCUGUGGAGACUGAAAUCCGGUGACACUUCGCGGAGGAAGCUGAGCGCGAAGGUGGUGGAUGCGAGGCUCGAGGUGCCCACGGGCGACGAGCCUCGGGUCGAUGCCAUCAUUGUGGGAGCGGGAGUGGCCGGGGCGGCCUUAGCGUACACUCUGGGUAAGGAUGGGAGGAGAGUGCUGGUUUUGGAACGGGAUUUGAACGAGCCGGAUCGGAUUGUGGGCGAGCUGCUGCAACCGGGAGGGUAUUUGAAGCUGGUGAGUCUAGGUCUGGCCGAUUGUGUCGAUGGGAUCGACGCGCAAAAGGUUUUCGGGUAUGCGCUCUUCAAGGAUGGGCGAUCGGCCAAGGUGGGGUAUCCGCUGGAAGGAUUUUCGGAUGAUGUUGCCGGGCGCAGUUUUCACAACGGACGCUUUAUUCAGAAAUUGCGCGAGAAGGCCGCCUCGCUCGCCACUGUCACGCUGAAGCAGGCAACUGUUCUUGGCUUGAUCGAAGAGAAUGGAACGGUCACUGGAGUGCGCUUCAAGGGUCCCGACGGGAGCCAGAUUCAGGUCCAUGCACCUCUGACCUUCGUCUGCGACGGAUGUUUCUCGAAUUUGAGGCGAAACCUUUGCGAUCCUCAGGUCGAGGUUCCAUCGUGCUUCGUGGGCUUGGUGCUUGAAGAUUGCGUGCUGCCUCACACGAGUCACGGGCAUGUGGUGCUCGCGGAUCCAUCCCCUAUCUUGUUCUACCCCAUUAGUAGCACGGAGGUACGGUGUCUAGUUGAUUUCCCGGGCCAAAAGGUUCCCACCAUUGCAAAUGGCGAUAUGGCCAAAUAUCUCCUCACGCACGUCGCACCUCAGUUACCCGCGCAACUCAAGCAGCCUUUCAUCAAUGCUGUGGAAAAGGGUAAUAUCCGAUCUAUGCCGAACAAGAGUAUGCCCGCUCACCCGCGACCAACUCCUGGAGCAUUACUUAUGGGAGACGCGUUCAACAUGCGACAUCCCCUCACCGGAGGCGGUAUGACCGUCGCGCUGUCGGAUAUCCUAGUGUUGCAGGAAAUGCUGAAGCCUCUGCAUGACUUCCAAGAUCCCUCGGCCCUGUGCGAUUACCUGCAAGCGUUUUACACCCGUCGUAAGCCAGUUGCGUCGACUAUCAAUACCCUGGCCGGGGCUCUGUACAGAGUGUUUUGCGCUUCACCGGAUGAGGCCAUGAAGGAAAUGAGGCAGGCAUGCUUCGAUUAUUUGAGCCUGGGAGGGGUUUUCUCCUCUGGCCCGGUGGCUCUUCUAUCGGGACUCAACCCCCGGCCCUUGAGUUUGGUCACGCACUUCUUCGCGGUCGCCCUCUACGGUGUCGGCCGACUGAUGCUUCCAUUUCCUUCGAUCAAAAGUAUGUGGAUUUCGGCGCGGCUAAUUCAGGGAGCGUCGAUGAUCAUCUUUCCAAUCAUCAAAGCCGAGGGAGUUUUGCAAAUGUUUUUCCCCAGAAUGGUUCCUACUUAUCACAGAUCACCUCCCAAAGAAUAGUGCUGGCGGUACUUAGUGGGGAGCAAGAACGUGUAAUUCUUUUUUUUUGGUAGUUUCGGCAGUGGUUCACGUGGAAGAAUACGCAUACGAGUGCAGGAAAUUAUGUUAGUCAUCAGUUCCGCAGGGUGGACAUGUAACUGUAAAGUUGCCUGGUAGAGAGUUAUUAAUCUGUCAAAAACUUUAAGCACAUUCUCCUGGAGGCUUUUCCCACGUUUCAGGGAGCUACGCGCGGUGGAACAAAAGCACCCUUUAGUACUUCCCAUCGACUAGUCCACGAGAACGGCAGAUCGGGAUUGCCGUGGUUUGACUUGUGGACAACAUUGCCGUGGUUGGACUCGGGACUACACGAAAUUCGGCAGAGAUGUCAUAGUUCAAUGUCGAGGAGGUUUCUCGCCUGUUGAUCACGCUUAAGAAGUCACGGAAGAGGUGACACAUAAGCCUUUACACUGAAAUGCUAUGAUGUCGUAUGAUGUAGGAGCUAACUGUGUGUUCACAUCGAUGUUUCUUGGUGAUCCGUCUGGAUUGGAUUUCUGCUCAAGUGUGAAGGCCUUUCCAUGUGUAAUUUUGUCGAUUUGUAUCAGUGAAGCGGAAGACUUGUCGAGAAGCAGGUUUUUUUCUGAUACUAAAGCGAAAGCUUUAUGCUCUGUACAUGUUUCGAUAUUGUGGACUGAAAUCAACCUAUCCACUUUCCUCUGAAUGAAUUUGUCGAUUGUCAUAAACACGAGCUCGUCAGAGGAUUCUUAUUCGUUUUGUUUCCAUCCGC